AUGAGCCCAGUAUGUUUGUUAGAAAGAUUUGUAAUGAUAUUAUUUAGAUCAUUUUAAGAUGGUUCAUGCGAAUCACGUUUUACUCACAAUAAUAUUGUCCUAGCACUGCACCGGGGAUUUCAUUUGCUUCACGGUGACUGGAAGCGUGCAUUUUUCUUUUGCCUCCUUCUGAGCGGAUCUUCACGGCAUUAACGGAUCGGGCUUGACUGUAAAACAAUUAUUAUAUAUUAUUAUAUUCUAUAGAUAACACGAUUAUAAUAUUACGUGCGUAUGAAUUUUCAUACAAAUAAAUAGAAUAUCUUAUACCAUUUAUUAGAAUAAAUUUGUUUUUUAAACCCAAAUCAAAAUUACACAAACAAAUUCCUUUUGUCUAAAUAGAUGGACUACAACAACCCGAAGCACACGCACGCCGGCUCUGAUUUUUGUAUUUAUUGUAACGAGCGCGAAUAGUUCGAAGGAGUAAAACGAAUAUUCGUUAUUGUAACGGGACAGGUUCUACGAGGGUGCGUUGGUUAGAGUUCUGCGUUUGUGUUAACGUAUUCUCCCCUACGUCGGGAAUGUUCGGAGACCGCGCGAAUGAGAGGGUCGUCGAAAGCGUUUCCAUGGAAACGCGCCCUCUUUACACAUCAAUAACCUCCUGCCGACGACUCGACGUUGUCAGAUUUUACGUUUCAGAUAUUUUUAAAUUUUUACUAUGCUUUUACACGUUCACAAGGAUUUAUGGCAAUAGUUUGUUUCCAUAGAAUACCAGAUAGUUUUAACAAAACCACUGAACUCUACCUAUUGCGCAAACACAUAAAACAUCAUUAUUCCUAUAAUAUUGCAUUCUAUUAAGAUUUUCAUCUUGUUUCGUCAAAUCGAAAGAGUGUAAAACUCAAUAUAAAAGUUCGCGUUUUUGAAUCGAUUGAUUGCAAAAAAAUACAAUAACAGGAAAACCAAUGUUCAUCGCAGUUAACGAAUUCAUUUUUAUGCAAUACGAUAAAAUCAUAAAAUUUACAUGGAAUUUACUCACCAUUAUAGUUGGCUACAUGGCUUGCGGUCAAUCAAUUGCAGCUACGUUAUACCUGACGAUUUAAUAUUAAUAAAUACGCGAAUUGAUUAUUGCCUAGGAAAUUUAAAAUUAUUUGAAACACGAUUAAAGGCGAACGAAACUACUAACAUCGGGCAAAUACGACGGUCACCGGAAGACUGACGACCGUUCACGUACGCUCUGGAAAGCACCUAUAAACACGUGGCGGGGGCUCAGUUUGCUUCCCGCCUCAAUCGUGCGCCGAAGGGUGGUUAUAAUCCAAUACGUCCGGGUGACCCUAAACGUCGUAAGCGUAGGGAGAGUGACAGAGAGUGAGGACAAAGGAGAGGGAGAGAACGAGAAGAAUGUUUUAAUAACAAAAAUGGUUUAAAAAUAAUUAUCCUCCUACUGUAAUAACUAGUUCCAAAAUUAUUAAUAAGAUACCAUUUAUGAAUUUUCGUAAAAUUUCUGGUCCAAAAGUUUUUUUUAACAGAGUGAAAAAAUAAAAUACACAUCAUGUUGAAAUCAAUAGAUCUUUCGUUAUGAUCCGAACCUAAAAGAAUUAAUAAAAACUGCAUUCAUGUAAUUUUCAAUAUUUUUUUAUAAACUGUUUAGCUGUUAUCUUUCUGUAUCAAAAUACGAAAUAAAUAAAGACAAUCACGAGCAUUGUUUUAAUCAUUUAAAUAUCGUUGAAAUUAUAACACAAUUUGAGAAAUAGUUAGAUAAAAUUGAUCACAUAGUUAAAAACCUAAUAUCUAUUAAAUAGAAAAUUUUUUAAAUAGUAUGAAAUUCAUACUUUCUCAUGAAGAGUGUAACUCCCAAUGCCCGCGUCACACAAUUGAAAAACACAGAUAUUUAAUAAAUUCUCUAAAAAUGACGUGUUAUCAAAUACGAUUAACAUCUACUCGAUUAAACGAUCGCAGUAACUCUUUGGUCAUAGUAGGAGCCAAAAUUAUAUUGUGAAAUGGACAUUUCUUUUCAUUGAUGUUGGACAUAAUUUCCCAAGUAACGUUUCUUUUUUCACCAGUUAUUAGGAUUCAAUGAAUAAGUUCAGAAAUAAACGUAAUGAGUGAGUCACAGAAGUAUAUCGGGUGUUGUCCGUCCCAGAAAUAAGACCGAUGUAUUAUGCAUCUAAAUGUUUAGGUAUAACCGAAAAGAGAUUUGCCCAAAUUUAAAAAGAGAUGCCUGCGAUUGAAUUAUCAUCUAUACAUUUCCAUAGACAUAUUUAUGAACAGAAAGUAAUCACCUCACAAUCAAACCAUCACCCUUUGAUUCACAUAAUGCCUUAAGUGUUAAAUAAAAUACCGAAUAAUAGAAUUUAAAAAAUGGAGAUGAUAUAUUUAAUGAUUUAUAACUUGAAUAUAGAGUACUGUUCUGGUAAAUAUUUAUAUGCAGCCACUUUGCAUAGCAGAAAUUUUAAACAAAAUAUUUAUUAGGCACAUUGGGUUAUAAGGGAAAAGUUGCAAAUAUGUAAACAAUUUUUUUUUUUGUUUUUUUUCAUAGCCCCGUGUGGUGUUUCAAACGAAAUGACUAAAGAAAAUUUGAAUAUUAUAAAAAAUUUACUUUCAAAAAAAUCAAAAUACUGUUAAAACACCAUAAGAUACCAAGUUAUUUAUCACAAAAAUUAUAUGUUGAUAGUACAGAAAUAUAUGGCAGUAAUAUUAUCAUUUAACGAUGAAUAAUUGUCCUAGGAGAUUAUAGGUGUUGAAAUAAAAAUAUAAAUCAACCUAAUCAAAUCAGUUAUUGCUUGAAUAAACGUAGUGUACAUUAGGUUUGGAAUUCUCAAACGCAUACCUGCAAUAACAAACCCUAUGGCUCACAAGAGUUCAAAGAUUUUUCCAAUCAUUGGCAAUUUGAAAUAAUAUUGUCUUAUCCGUACAAUGAACAACUAAUAAAAGAAAUUUCUUUUUUAAACCCAUAUCAAAAUAACAAAAACAAAUUGCUUUUGUCUGAAUAGAUGGAUUACAACAAACUGAUGCACACACUGCUUUUUGUAUUUAUUGUUCUAAGCGCAAAUCGUUUGAAGGAAUAAAACGAAAUUUGUAUUAUGUAUAAAUUUUGUAUCAAAAACAUUGUUACAAUAAAACCACUUGACCCAAAGAAGAUGAAUUUUUUGAAAAACUUAAAUGAAAAUUGAAAAACUUUUUUUAUUUAAUAGUUUGAUAAAAAAUAGAAUGAAAUCUCUAUCAGUACAAAUUUAUUCAAGCUUAUUAUGGGAUGUUUUUGUAAAGUGAUAUAUCCAUGAUAGUAUUAAUUUGAUUUUAUGAAAUAGCAAUAUUUUCUCUUUUCUGUAGAAUAUAGUUAUAUUUUCAAUGGAUAUUUGAUAAGUCUUUUACAAUAUUGGAGUUAUUCAGUUAUUUGCAGUUAUUAUCCAAAUCCUUUUAUUUUCUGUCUGAAAUUGUCUUUUUACAUCACUUUAACAGCCUAAUAUUUUAUAUUGUUAUGUUUUUUACAUUGUUUAAUAAAUUGAUCAAAUUGUAAUUUCUCAUUAUCAAUUUGACACUAUCAUUUAGUUAUAUUUUAAUAUUUUAAUGGGUAUACUUAGUACAUCAAUUUUAUAUUCUGUAUUUUUAUUUUAUUUUCAAUACAGUUUUCAAAAUUUGAUUGUUUAGAAUAAAUAGUAACAAUACACAUUGCUAACCGGUUAUUUAUAGGAUAAGAAAAAUGUACAAUAGUUAUCAAUAUUAUCAAUUGCAUAUGGAAUGUUCAAAGAAUUUUAAUAUGGGUGGACAUUAGGAUCAUUCAAAUGUCUUAGGAUAUAUAGCAGAUUGUUCCUCCAAAUCUUAGGAUAUGUACAGGAUGAUUAUAGGGAUCUCAUUUACUGCCCAAAAACAUAGUUUCCCGAUUUAAGGGAGGGAUAUAUAUGACACUAGCCAUACCAUGUGAAAAAUGCAGGAUGCAAAUAGUUGAGAAGAAAUAAUAAUUAUAUUAUUAGAAAUUUAUGACAAAUUUAAAUUUCAUAAUGAUGACAAAUAUGAUUGAUACUAAUAUAAUAAAAAUUAAUGAUGACAUUAAUAGAAAUCAAAGCUCCAUCAAGUUAUUUAAAAUUAAUAUUCACAAUGUAGCAAAAAUAGUAGAAAAUAAUAAGUAAGAAACUCUGAAUGGGCAUAAUAUAUCAAAGUAUGAUAGUUUAAUUAAGAAUCCAGACAAACCUAAUUUACAAAGAAUUUGUUAAAAAAAUUGUUAUGAGUAUUAGUUUUAUUUUAUGGCAUAGGGAAAGUGGCGCACCCAUUGCCCAGUACACAACAUUGUGUACUGCAAUAACCCCACACUGACUAACUAGUUGGUGUGGUCUGGUCCUCCUGGUAGGGGGUUUAGCGUAGGGUUAACAAUCCUACCUAGUAAAAAACAACAUGUUCAGGAUCAAGCAAAUUUGCCUCGGGACAGAGUUUUUGGAAAAUUGACUGGAAAAUGGAAAAAGGACUCAUCUUUCGGAACCUGGAACGUACGCACACUAUUUAAAUCUGGAGCAGUUCACAACAUAGUGAAUGAAGUUGAAAAAUAUAAAGUCAAAUUAACAGCAUUACAAGAAAUUAGAUGGGCCAACACAGGGACGAUAAAUAUAAACGAGACAACUAUCUUCUAUGGUAGCUGUACUGAUCAACGUCAAUUAGGAACAGGUUUUGCGGUGCACAAAGAUUUAGUCCCUGUAGUAAAAGAAUUCAAAGAUAUUAACCCUAGAAUAAGCAUGUUAACAAUAGAAGCACAAUGGUUCGAUAUAAGCUUCAUGAAUGUACAUGCCCCAACGGAGGACAAAUCCCAAGAUGAGAAAGAAACGUUUUAUGAACAAUUGGAAAGUUCACUGAACUCGAUUCCUAGCAAUAGGAUACAAAUUGUUCUAGGAGAUCUAAACGCCAAAGUUGGGAAAGAAACAAUGUUCAGACAAGUGGCAGGAAAACACAGUUUAAACUAG
Molecule: messenger RNA, 4922 nt
Organism: Cinara cedri
Lineage: Eukaryota; Metazoa; Arthropoda; Insecta; Hemiptera; Aphididae
Source: the annotation of a GenBank genome assembly